Molecule: messenger RNA, 303 nt
Organism: Pipistrellus nathusii (Nathusius's pipistrelle)
Lineage: Eukaryota; Metazoa; Chordata; Mammalia; Chiroptera; Vespertilionidae
Source: the annotation of a GenBank genome assembly
AUGCGGGGACGCAAAGGUGUGCCUUUUCAAUUCUCCUCCCGGUUCCUGAAUCACCCUCUUAUUUUUAUUUUUUCUCCCCCUAAGAUUCCUUCCCCUCCCUGCUGCUCUUCAUGCAACCCAGACACCCAGGGUCCCAGGGCCGCGAGGCAGCCUCCAGCCCUGUCCUGGCCGAGGCCGGGGCCGCAGUCUGAAGCCGGACCCUCGCCCUCACCCGCGGGCCCCGAGGGCAGCCUCCUCGCCUCUGCCCAGGCUUCGCUCUUCCUGAUUUCCGCGGCCCUGAGCCAAGCUGAGAAACAUACUUGA